AUGGCAGCGAAUAUGGAUCCCAUCAACACUGCCCAGGGUAACACUGAGAUCAGUCAUGAGCCCAAGAGGGAGAUGAGCACCUUCGAUGUCGACGAAGACGAGGCCAUCCGCAAGGUUGAGGCAGCCACAACCGUCGACCCUAAUGCUCAACAGGGUAUCAAGAAUGUCGAAGCUGUUACGUUGACCUGGACAAAGACUUCACUGGCAUGCGCUUUUGCAUGCAUGUGGAUGCUGUAUCUCACCAACGCCUUCCAGUCAUCCAUCACUGGUAAUCUUACGCCAUACGUUACCAGCGAAUUCGACGAACACUCCCUCCUGACCGUCAUCAACAUCGUCGCGAACUCUAUGGCCGCCGCUGUCUACAUCCCAACCGCCAAAUUACUCGAUCUUUGGGGCCGUGCGGAAGGGUUCUGUGUCAUGGUCGGCUUCGCUACCCUUGGACUCAUCCUCAUGGCUGUCUGCAAGAGUCUCUACACCUUCUGUGCCGCCCAAGUGUUCUACACCAUCGGUUUCGGUGGUAUGAUCUAUUGUGUGGAUGUCAUUACUGCGGACGCAUCGAGUCUGAAGCAUCGAGGAUUGGCUUUUGCUUUCACAUCCUCACCGUACAUUAUCACUGCUUUUGCUGGCCCCAAGUCUGCGGAAGGGUUCUACAACAACUCCAAGAACUGGCGAUGGGGCUUUGGCGCUUUCGCCAUCAUUGUACCAUUUGUAGCGUCACCGCUCUUCGUCAUCUUGAAGUUGAAUUUGAGGAAGGCUAAGCGUGAGGGUGUGCUUGCGCGUGAGAAGAGCGGUCGAAACCUCUUUCAGAGCAUCGUCUUCUACAUCCAAGAGUUCGAUGCACCUGGAUCGUUCCUUCUUGCUUCCGGUCUCGUAAUCUUCCUCCUUCCAUUCACGCUCGCCGAUUCCGCGCCAAAUGGAUGGAUCACCGGAUACAUCGUCGCCAUGCUGGUGGUCGGCUUUGUCCUGUUAGUCCUGUUUGGUCUUCAUGAACGUUUCACAGCUCAGGUUCCCUUCUUGCCCUUCAACCUCCUGUUGAACCGCUCCGUCGUCGGUGCCUGUCUGCUAUCGUUCACCUACCAGAUCUCGUACUACGCCUGGAACAGCUAUUUCACCUCCUUCUUACAGGUUGUCAGUAACCUCACCAUUGCCGAAGCCGGAUACGUUUCAUCAACAUUCGACGUUCUCUCUGGAUUUCUGUUGCUCUUCUGCGGCUUCAUCAUCAGCAAGACAGGUCGCUUCAGAUGGUUGCUGUUCAUCGCUAUUCCCUUCUACCUCCUCGGCCAGGGUCUGAUGAUCCACUUCCGUCAGCCGGAUACCAGCGUUGGCUACCUCGUUAUGUGCCAGAUCUUCAUCGCUAUAGGUGGUAGUAUCAUUAUUCUCUGUGAGCAGCUUGCUGUCAUGGCCGCUGCCGAUCACCAGCACAUUGCCCCUGUAUUGGCUCUGCUCAACAUCUUUGGUUGGCUUGGUGGUGCUGUCGGUAAUACGAUCUCUGGUGCUAUUUGGACAAACUCCUUUCCUCAGGCUUUGGCAAGGCUGCUACCUGAAGAGGAUCUUGAGAACUUGGACUCCAUCUAUGGCGACCUCACGGUCCAAUUGGGCUACGAGAGAGGUACUCCUACACGUCUUGCGAUCGAACAGGCGUAUGGUAUCGCACAGAAGAGAAUGCUCAUUGCUGGUACAUGUAUUAUGUGUCUGGCCCUCAUCUGGAUCGUGCUGAUCAAGAACCACAACGUUGCAAAGAUGCAGCAGACCAAGGGUCGCGUCUUCUGA
Messenger RNA from Macroventuria anomochaeta, 1770 nucleotides. Its product is annotated as MFS general substrate transporter. NCBI's taxonomy places the organism in Eukaryota, Fungi, Ascomycota, Dothideomycetes, Pleosporales, Didymellaceae. Gene Ontology annotation, biological process: transmembrane transport. Bases 1 to 1770 code for a protein of 589 amino acids. The record is from RefSeq and is a predicted model, not a curated record. The transcript is spliced from 3 exons. Gene Ontology annotation, molecular function: transmembrane transporter activity.